CAGACUACACCUCGCGAACUGGAAAAAAAUGAGUAACAGUGGAUAGUAAGCUUGUCUUGUCAAACGUUUUUCAGUAUUUUCAAUUUGAAACAGACAAGUUUAGAGCAUGAAAAUUAGUGGGCGCACUGCGAUAGUUACUGGAGGCUGCCAGGGUAUUGGCAGAGGAAUUGUUUACGCAUUAUUGCAAAAACAUGCAAAGGUUGCCAUCUUAGAUGUCAACGAUGUUGCUGGUAAAGAAUUAGAACAAAAGCUUAAAGAUGAAUUUGGGCAAGAUAUGGUAUAUUAUAGACACUGUGAUGUCUCAGACAAGUUUCAACUUAAAGAUGCAUUUCAUGAGGUGAAAUCUAAGUUUGAUGGGCUUCAUAUCUUGGUGAACAAUGCUGGAACAAAUAAUGACCCAGAUUAUAAUAUCACUGUAGAUGUAAAUCUGAAAGCAGUUAUAAGAGCUACAAUGCUUGCAAUUGACAUGAUGGACAAAAACAAAGGCAACCUUGGGGGUGAAAUUAUCAAUAUCUCUUCGAUGUCAGGAAUCAUACCUUUGUCAUUUGUUCCUGUAUAUUCUGCUACCAAAUCUGCAGUCAUCACAUUUACACGAUGUUUAAAAGCUGCAAAAACUUACAAAGGCAUUCAAGUGAAUUGUAUUUGCCCAACUUUUGUCAAGGACACAGAAAUAUUUUCCAUGGCAGAAGUGUCCCCACACUUACAGCGAGCUAUUGCUAAUACAGGCAUUGUCACGGUUUCCAUGGUAGCAAAUGCUGUCAUUCAAACAAUUGAAGAUGACUCCUUGGCAGGAAAUAUUGUAACUGUAACCUCUCAUGGCAUCAAAUUAUUCAAAUUCCCAAAAGCAAAAUUAUAAAUAUUUAAUAAUGAAAAGUUUUGUGCAAAAACUUUGGCACAGCUUUAAAUAAGUGCUAUUAUGUAUUUAACAUAAAAAAUGGAUGGAUAUGAACUUUAAUCUGCUUUAUUCAUCACCAUUUAAGUGGAUGUGUGAUGUUGUAAAUAAACAAAGGCAUUUUCCUUACAUUCACGAAGCAUAUCACCAGUACUGUCCGAACCAAUCCAAAAUGUUUUUAUUAAAAAGGGAAAACAAAAAAAAAA
This is a messenger RNA of Xenia sp. Carnegie-2017, 1098 nucleotides long. Its product is annotated as 15-hydroxyprostaglandin dehydrogenase [NAD(+)]-like. The transcript is spliced from 7 exons. Gene Ontology annotation, molecular function: oxidoreductase activity, acting on the CH-OH group of donors, NAD or NADP as acceptor. Gene Ontology annotation, cellular component: cytoplasm. NCBI's taxonomy places the organism in Eukaryota, Metazoa, Cnidaria, Anthozoa, Malacalcyonacea, Xeniidae. The coding region runs from base 107 to 856 and encodes 249 amino acids. The record is from RefSeq and is a predicted model, not a curated record.